AUGGACGACGACUAUGUUGCGGAGGUCCUUGCGCGCGAGGCGCGCGACACCUCCAGGAAAUAUCAGACGGAAGGACUUGCCGCCCCGACGAAUGACGCCCCCAAACCGAACACCCGCUUCCUGCGACAUCUCAUCAAAGAAUCAGAGAGCCACAAUUCGGCACUCAAGCGCAAGGAAGAGAAAGAGGCAAGAGACCGUCUGCGUCAUCUUCACGGCCGUCCCGAAGAAAGACCAGUAUCUAAGCUUGCCCCCUCGUCACAGAAAAGUCGCGAUGUACCUGCUGGCACAUCGGCCGCGGACAGAAAGCGCAGAGAUGAACAUCUUGAUCGCUCGAGGCAAGACGAGACUGAGGUCGACGGUCUCGCCCUCGAGACGACCACAGCCGCUCAUCGCGAGCUAGUCACGGGCGACGGGACGGGGAUCGCUUAG
Penicillium diatomitis is the source of this 429-nucleotide messenger RNA. RefSeq lists its product as uncharacterized. NCBI's taxonomy places the organism in Eukaryota, Fungi, Ascomycota, Eurotiomycetes, Eurotiales, Aspergillaceae. Bases 1 to 429 code for a protein of 142 amino acids. The record is from RefSeq and is a predicted model, not a curated record. The transcript is spliced from 3 exons.